This is a messenger RNA of Coregonus sp. 'balchen', 8512 nucleotides long. The record is from the annotation of a GenBank genome assembly. NCBI's taxonomy places the organism in Eukaryota, Metazoa, Chordata, Actinopteri, Salmoniformes, Salmonidae.
GUGUCCCCUGGUCGGGUUGUUGAAGUCAAGAUGGCUGUAAACACCAAACGGAGACUAGAGCAUGAAAUAGGCCUUAAAUGAAGUUACUUAUUCAAUAAAAUCGUCCACCAACGCCAAGAUCAUUUAGCAGAAACAUAACGUUUUGCUGAACAUUUAUCCAACCUGUAGAGGAAGUGUUCAUUCAUACAGAUACACAGGAUCACGAGCAACUGCGGGAUAAAGUCUCGUAUGAAUUCCGACGAGAGGGACUGUGAGUGUGCGCCACCACAGGCCGAGACAUCCCCUGCAGGAGGAUACCACAGGUCGGCAUGGAUAUAAAUAGAGUGUCGUGGUUGGGGGAGCAAUGCAUGUUUUGUAUCGUAGCAAUGAAAUGUUUCCCAACUUGUGGUUUCUGGCUAGCUAGCUAUGUGACUGAAAUGUAAAAUGAAGUGAAAGUGCAACUGUCCUGCAGAUUUCCAGGUAGGUAGCUAGGUAACUAGUUAACGUAGCCAUCUACCUUAGAUAGGCCUGAAAAGUGAAUUUAGCAACCCCUAGUUGGAUAGCUAGUUAUUAACAUAACUGUUAGGUAGCUAGUUCGUUUGCUGUUCUGAUUUCACGUUAGCGUACAGCUACGACGAGGUAUUGCAGAAUUGUAACUAUGUUACCGAAAAUAUUAGCUAGUUAGCUCACUAUUGUAUUAUCAGCUGUCUAUCACCUGAACGAAUUUGCCGGCUAGUCGAAAAGCUAGUUAGCAAGCAAGCUGCACUGUCAUCACUCUGUCUGCGUUAGCUAACUAGCUACUAGCUAGUUAGCCAACGUUAACUACUUGUGUUGGUCUUUGGCUAGAUUUAUAUUCACUGUUCCUAUAGCCAUUUCAUCAUCAGUCAGGAGUUUGUUUACAUUAACGUAAGAUUAAAUAGCGUUCGCUUGCUGUUAGCCACAAUAACUAUCUUAACUACAUUUACAUUACAUUUUAGUCAUUUAGCAGACGCUCUUAUCCAGAGCGACUUACAGGAGCAAUUAGGGUUAAGUGCCUUGCUCAAGGGCACAUUUACGUCAUUUAGCAGACGCUCUUAUCCAGAGCGACUCACCAAUUGGUGCGUUCACCCUAUAGCCAGUGGGAUAACCACUUUACAAUUUUUUUUGGGGGGGGUAGAAGGAUUACUUUAUCCUAUCCCAGGUAAUCCUUAAAGAGGUGGGGUUUCAAAUGUCUCCGGAAGUUGGUGAGUGAGGGAGCUGUCCUGGCGUCGUGAGGGAGCUUGUUCCACCAUUGGGGUGCCAGAGCAGUGAACAGUUUUGACUGGGCUGAGCGGGAGCUAUGCUUCCGCAGAGGAAGGGGAGCCAGCAGGCCAGAGGUGGAUGAACGCAAUGCCCUCGUUUGGGUGUAGGGACUGAUCAGAGCCCGAAGGUACAGAGGUGCCGUUCCCCUCACUGCUCCAUAGGCAAGCACCAUGGUCUUGUAGCGGAUGCGAGCUUCAACUGGAAGCCAGUGGAGUGUGCGGAGGAGGGGGGUGACGUGAGAGAACUUGGGAAGGUUGAACACCAGACGGGCUGCGGCAUUCUGGAUGAGUUGUAGGGGUUUAAUGGCACAGGCAGGGAGGCCAGCCAACAGCGAGUUGCAGUAGUCCAGACGGGAGAUGACAAGUGCCUGGAUUAGGACCUGUGCCGCUUCCUGUGUAAGGCAGGGUCGUACUCUCCGAAUGUUGUAGAGCAUGAACCUGCAGGAGCGGGUCACCGCCUUGAUGUUGGCGGAGAACGACAGGGUGUUGUCCAGGGUCACGCCUAGGCUCUUCGCACUCUGGGAGGAGGACACAGCGGAGUUGUCAACCGUGAUGGCGAGAUCAUGGAACGGGCAGUCCUUCCCCGGGAGGAAGAGCAGCUCCGUCUUGCCAGGGUUCAGCUUGAGGUGGUGAUCCGUCAUCCAUACUGAUAUGUCUGCCAGACAUGCAGAGAUGCGAUUCGCCACCUGGCUAGCUAACGUCGUUCAAUUCGUUUCACGCUCUAGACAAGCUAGUUAAUUUCUCUGCUAUAGCUAGCUGUAGUAGGUAGGCUAGAUGGUUCUGUCAACAGAUUAAGCUACAUAUUCCUGACAUGCUAUUGAUGUAUUUGUUUGUUUAGAAUACAAGAGGAGUCUGACAUAGAAAACCCUGAAGCAAGCCGAAUGUAAGUUUAUUUUAAGUUGUCAGUCAUGUCAUUCUGUGAUUAACAUAGCUAGCUACAGUAAGUUAAUUUAGUCAAUCACCAUGUUCUAUCUAUGGAAUGCUAAUAUUUAAUGUCUCCCUCCUUUCACUAACCAAUGAAUGUCCACCACCAUUCUGUCAAUGUGUCUCCAUCCAUGCACCUUUUAAAUUAAUCAUUUUCCUAUUUGGCUUCCACACACCAUCCCUCCUGCAUAGUCUGCUGAUUGUAGCAGGCACACAGUGGAUGCUGUGUCCCCAAGUUCCCAUUGAAAAUGGAAGUCUACAUUCUUGAAUGUCUAGGGGCUUACCUCUUUUCCAAUGUAGAAACAUUGAUAUUUAUAUAUGACGUUAAGUUCCCUUUUUUAAUGUUUAUCACUUUGUGGAUGUUGACAUGACUGAUUUCAGUGCUGUUUUGAUUGAGACUCCCAGCCAUGAGUUUCAUAGCUCUUCAAGCUUCCAAUUUGAACGGUCUCUCCAAUGCAGGAAGCGAGCAGCCGCCAAGCAUCUAAUAGAGCGCUACUACCACCAGUUAACGGAGGGCUGUGGAAAUGACUCGUGCUCGAACGCGUGGUGCGCUUCGUCCCAGGGCUUCCGCCGCUUGGACAACAAUGCAGCCGCCGUCAAGGCCCUGGAGCUGUACAAGAGCAAUGCCAGACUGUGCGACCUGCACCCCUCCAAGAAAGGCACCACAAUGAACCAUUGUGUAAAGGAUGACUUCAAAGGUGUGUUGGCAUCAGUGACUCAUUCGUGCAUUAGUACUUUUCGGAGUAUUUCAAUUGUUGUGCAGAAUUUCAGAAUCAGACCGUCGAUCUUGACUGAACACUGAAAUAGUUAACUUUUUAGCCGUAAUUGGAUAUUUUAUGUGUUGCGUUAAUGAACUGUAUUUCUUUGAUGUGUUUCCAGAUGUGAAUUACCUAACAGAGGAGAAAGUGUAUGAGAUCCUACACAUCUGUGCGGAGAAGGAGGACUACUCCCCUCUGAUCCGGGUCAUAGGACGGGUGUUCUCCAGCGCAGAGGGCCUGGUGCAGAGCUUCCGCCUGUCCAAACCACCCACCAAGGAGGAGCUCAAGUCCCUCCAGAGCAAGGACGAGGACAAAGACGAGGACGAGGAGGAAGCUGCUGCUAUGGAGGAGGACUCGCCCGGCUCCUCAUCCCGGUUAGACGGUGCUGCCUCGGGGGACAACGAUGUGGGCAAGCUGGGUCCUGACGAGGUGUCUGUGGACAUCGACGCGGUCAGGAGGGUCUACCAGAGACUGCUGUCCAAUGAUAAGAUCGAAGCUGCCUUCCUCAACGCGCUGGUCUACCUGUCGCCCAACGUGGAAUGUGACCUGACUUACCACAACGUCUACUCCCGGGACCCCAACUACCUGAACUUGUUUGUGGUGGUGAUGGAGAACAGUAACCUCCACAGCCCAGACUACCUGGAGAUCGCCCUGCCCCAGUUCUGCAGGGCCAUGAGCAAGCUGCCCCUGCCCGCGCUGGCCAAGCUGGCCCGCCUGUGGUCUCACUACAGUGCGGAGCGCAUCCACCGCAUAAUGGAGACCUUCCAGCAGCUCAUCACCUACAAGGUAGCUAGAUUAUUUUGGUAUUUAGUAUUAUUUUCCUCUUUUAUUAUGCCUACGUAGAGCUAUUAGAUUCCUCUGUAAUGAAAAGCACUAUAAAAUGAAAUGUAUGGUUAUCAUUAUUAAGGUAGAUUCUUUAUACAUUUUCACUUUUCCAAAUUAAAUAUAGUAUUAUUUUCAAUUACUAAGGUGGUCAGCAACGAGUUCAACAGCCGCAACCUGGUGAACGACGACGAUGCGGUGGUGGCUGCCACCAAGUGCUUGAAGAUCAUCUACUAUGCCAACGUGCUGGGAGGGGAGGUGGACACGGAGCACAACGAAGAGGAGGAUGACGAGCCCAUCCCUGAGUCCAGCGAGUUGACGCUGCAGGAGCUGCUGGGGGAGGAGAGGAGGAACAAGAAGGGCCCCCGGGUGGACCCCCUGGAGACAGAGUUGACCAUCCGGACGUCCGACAGCCGGCGGCCCCUCAUCCCCUUCGAGGAGUUUGUCAACGAGCCCUUGAAUGAAGUCCUAGAGAUGGACAAGGACUACACGUUCUUUAAAGUGGAGACGGAGAACAAGUUCUCCUUCAUGACGUGUCCGUUCAUCCUCAACGCCGUGACCAAGAACCUGGGCCUGUACUACGACAACCGCAUCCGCAUGUACAGCGAGCGACGCAUCACAGUACUCUACAGCCUGGUGCAGGGACAGCAGCUCAACCCCUACCUGAGGCUUAAAGUACGCCGAGACCACAUCAUCGAUGACGCCCUCGUCAGGGUAAGUCCAAGGCCCCGUUUAGUGUCUCCCACUCCGAAGUGUGCAGUUGUUUCGUCUACUCAAGGAUUUAAAAGCAUUGGAGUGGUGUUUGUACUGACUGGAGAGAGUGUCCACUAUAUUCCUCACACUAGUCUUAGCCCUUUCUUUUCAUUCCAUUCUUCCUGUUAGCUUGAGAUGAUCGCCAUGGAGAAUCCUGCAGACUUGAAGAAGCAGCUGUAUGUGGAGUUUGAAGGAGAGCAAGGUGUAGAUGAAGGAGGGGUUUCCAAAGAGUUCUUUCAGCUUGUCGUGGAGGAGAUCUUCAACCCAGAUAUUGGUGAGAAACAAGAGUUGUCAGUCAGUCGGUCGAAACAUAGCUGAACUCUCACUGUGAGACUGGGAUUGGAUGUGGUUGGUUUGUGUUGCUGUUGUGUUUUUAUAAAUGUCCUCGUCGUUACUACAGUGGAUGUGGUUGGUUUGUGUUGCUGUUGUGUUUUUAUAAAUGUCCUCGUCGUUACUACAGUGGAUGUGGUUGGUUAGUGUUGGAUAUUGUAAAGGUUGUUCCUUGUCUUUAACACAGCUUCCUUCUCCUCCUCAGGAAUGUUUGCGUACGACGAGCGCACCAAGAUGUUCUGGUUCAACCCAUCCUCGUUUGAGAACGAGGGUCAGUUCACGCUGAUCGGCAUCGUCCUGGGCCUGGCCAUCUACAACAACUGCAUCCUGGACGUUCACUUCCCAAUGGUGGUCUACAGAAAGCUCAUGGGCAAGAAAGGAACCUUCCGGGACCUCGCAGACUCCAAUCCGGUUAGUAUUUGAAGUCCUGUUUAUGAAUUAAAUGAGUUUAAUGAUAUUGAAACCCCAGAGUGGUAUUUAGAGCUUUGUGCUGAGACAUGGCUGUCGACUCCUAUGGCGUUACAUAAUAUAUUACUUAGCAAUUUCUUUCAGGGCAAUAUAGACCUUAACAGCUAGAUACCAUUGAAAUUGUGGUAUGUACGAAGGUAGACAACGGAGAGUGUUAUUGAUAGCGUGUUGCUGUCUGCUCUCCCCUGUGUCCUGUCCUGUUCUGUGUGCAGGUUCUGCACCAGAGUCUGAAGGAGCUGUUAGAGUACGAGGGUAGUGUGGAGGAGGACAUGAUGAUCACCUUCCAGAUAUCCCAGACGGACCUGUUCGGAAACCCCCUCAUGUACGACUUAAGGGAAAAUGGGGAUACAAUUCCAGUCACCAAUGAGAACAGAAAAGUGAGUUUCAAGAAUUUGUGAAGAAAAUUAUUUCAUUCUAAAUCAUGCUUUUAGACAUUGAAUUAUUAGUGUUUUUUCUAUUUUAGAUGUAACUUAUUUGACCAGUGGGGUUGAAUAGAGUAUAAGGUAGCGUCCAGAGAAUCAUACCGUUGUUUCAUCUUGUGGUCUGCAGGAGUUUGUAGCUCAGUAUGCAGAGUACAUGCUGAAUAAGAGCGUGGAGAAGCAGUUCAAAGCCUUCAGAAGAGGUUUUCACAUGGUCACCAACGAGUCCCCGCUGAAAUAUUUAUUCCGGCCGGAGGAAAUCGAGCUGCUCAUCUGUGGAAGCAGGGUAAGCUGUAGAAAAUAGAUGUAUUUUUAUUUUGUGUUUUUUAAUAUGAUUUUAACUCACCAUAAUGUCUCUGGCACAUAGAACCUAGACUUUCAAGCACUUGAAGAAACCACAGAAUACGAUGGGGGCUACAGCAGAGAUUCACGCAUUAUUAAGUAAGGAAUUGCUUUAUUUUAGGUGUGUGAAAGGACAGUCCAAACAUUUUUGAAAUUCAACUAUUUGAACUGCUGCUGAUAUCCGGGACAGUGACCAAAUCCCUGAAUAUGACACUAAUAUAAAGCAUUGUCUGUACUUGACCAACCAGAGAGUUCUGGGAGACGUUGCACUCGUUUGCUGAGGAGCAGAAGAGGCUGUUCCUGCAGUUCACCACGGGCACAGACAGAGCCCCUGUCGGAGGCCUGGGCAAGCUCAAGAUGAUCAUCGCCAAGAACGGCUCCGACACAGACAGGUGAGGACAUCUUCCUUCUGCAGGCCCACAGAGAUCACACUCACAUCAGUUUGGAAACAUGCAACUAGCAAAUGUGUCAUGUGUGAUAUAUAUUUUUUUAAAUCUAACCAUGUACUUUCAAUGCAUUUGGUUUUAGGGGAAAUUGAUGACUUGGCUUCAGAUUACAGUGGAACAUCAGGGUAAUCCCAUACCAAAUGAAUGGCCUUUGACCCCUUCCCUCUCUGCCCCUUUCUGCAGGUUACCCACAUCUCACACCUGCUUUAACGUGCUGCUGCUCCCGGAGUACGACACCAAGGAGAAGCUGAGAGAGAGACUGCUCAAAGCCAUCCUCUAUGCCAAAGGGUUUGGCAUGCUCUAGUCUGAGGCCAUGGCUGCCACACUGCAAAAGGACUCCUUUUCACAAUCUCCUCCUUCACCCAUAUCAGAAAAAAACAAUACGAAAGAAAGAAGACCAACCAACACAAAAUCAUUUAAGAUUCGAGAUGAGAAAAUCAGAAAAUAAACACAGUGGUUGAUAUAAAGGUAGAGUGCUCUAGUAGUCCAGUUUGUCCGUGCCUGCUUCCCGAUCUCUUGGAGCAGCUUCAUUGAACUUCAUGUGAUCAAACGUACGUUUCCUUUCCCACGUUGUGUGAAUGUGUUCCGAAUGCAUCCCGUAUUUUAUUUUUUUAUGUACAGAGAGGAUUUUUUCCCUUACUAUUUAUUUUAAGGUUGAAAUUGGUUAUUUUGAUCCUUGACUGGAUUAACACCUUUUUUUGGUGGUAAAGAGGAGGGCUGGGAUUAUUUAAUAAUAUGGAUUGGGACAAUGAAAAUGUAAGAAGCCAUUUGUAAGAGAAGAAAAGGCUGCAUCCAUUCAUGCUUUGCAGUCCCCAUCUCUGUUACUUUGCGAUCGCCUAAACCUUGUUGGGUUGUGUCCCUGUAGUCAGAAGCUGGUGUGACUAGGGAAACCGUGAGCUCUUGGAGUUAAUAUGAUGUCCUGCCCCCCCACCUUCCAUAUUAUUUUGCCUCUCGAACCAGACUCAGUUUUUCAUGGAAGUGUUUGGAACUUCAUUCAGACAGCAUCUUCAGAAAAUGUUUACCAAGAGCAGUCCUAAAUGACACCCUAUUCCCCAUAUAGUGUUCUACUUUCGACUAGGGCCCAUUAGUGUGCCAUUUGGGGGGGACACCAUUAUUUUCACCAUUGGGAGCACUGAGAGUAGACUGAAACUUUGCCUGAGCUGUUGUAAGUGCACUUAGACAUUUUCAGAAUGUUUGGUUUUUUGGCCACAAGUGUACAUGAUUGUUCUCAAAGCAUUAUUUUCUAAAGUCUUCCCAUGUUGCCCUUGUGUAACCAGUAUUAUAUUGUAAUCCUCAGUACAUUUAUAUAAUCAGAAUGGCAUUUAUUCUGGAUGUCUCCACAUCAAGAAGACCAACCCCAAAUAUGUCCCAGGUUUAGCUAGAGUAUCUUCCUUUAGAACCAAAUCUAGAAGAUUUGUCUCUGUGUAGAAAAUAACUUACGACAGCCCUUUUAAAUUUUGAUUUGGCAAAGCUCGCUGCGAAUUCCCUCAGCACUGGCACAGUAAACAGUUUCUUUGUCUUUUAGUUUCUGGACAGUUCGAUAGGGAUGUAAUCACUGCUUAGGAUUGUCAAUGGAUCCUGAAUCCUGAUGCGGUCUUCUUUCAGUCUGUCGAGGCGUAAGCAGUCAGCCAGCUCAGCUCACAGUAAUGCCACUAAACAACGGUGCUCAGGGCUGCUUGUGAAGAAGCUGCCCCAACAAAUACAUUUCAGAUGUUGUGCCCUGAGCCUUCCCCUCCUCCAUCGCUUUUUUGGGUUUCUGCUGUACCUCGUUUAUUUGUAUCUCUGUUUUGUACUGCUGAAGUUGCUGCUCACCUGAACAUGUAAAAGGACUCUAGGGCCCAGUGAAUGGAAAACGUUCACCCUGAUGAUCUUGGAAGGGAAGCAGUCAGUUUAUAGGUUGGUUUGAAUUAACGGUUACAUUUUUUAAAAAUUCUAUUGAUAAAAGGCUUAAAAUCAAGUGUUGUGAAAACAUGCUAAAUAAAAGUGACUGC